Periophthalmus magnuspinnatus is the source of this 1422-nucleotide messenger RNA. Its product is annotated as 5-hydroxytryptamine receptor 3A-like. Bases 1 to 1422 code for a protein of 473 amino acids. Gene Ontology annotation, cellular component: membrane; neuron projection; synapse. The record is from RefSeq and is a predicted model, not a curated record. Gene Ontology annotation, biological process: signal transduction; chemical synaptic transmission; regulation of membrane potential. The transcript has 9 exons. Lineage: Eukaryota; Metazoa; Chordata; Actinopteri; Gobiiformes; Gobiidae. Gene Ontology annotation, molecular function: extracellular ligand-gated monoatomic ion channel activity; neurotransmitter receptor activity; transmembrane signaling receptor activity.
AUGACCCUGCAGGAACUCAGCCUCUUUUGCUUACUUUUAUUAUCAGUGUCUUUGUGUGACGGUAAACUGCAGUGUAAGGAGGGGCACAGCGGUCCGACCCAUGAGUCCAUACAGGCUGUGUUUGACCUCCAGUCAUUUCGACCUGCGGUGAACCUGAGCAACCCCACCGUCACCAACAUCUCGUUCACGCUCUACGCAGUCCUGGGAGUGAACGAGAAAGCACAGAUUCUUACUACUUUUCUCUGGCUUAGACUGUACUGGUUUCAUGAGUUUCUCAUAUGGGAUCCGGACGAGUGUGAUGGUGUUACCAAAAUCUCUCUCCCGGUGAAGCAGUUGUGGUCUCCAGACAUCAUCGUUUAUGAGUUUGUGGACGAUGAUGUGUCUCAGGCCUGUCCCUUUGUCUACGUCAACCACACGGGACAUAUCCGCUGGGACAGGAUGCUUCGGCUCGUCUCCGCCUGCAACCUGAAGAUCUUUAGUUUUCCUUUUGACGUUCAGAACUGCACCUUUACCUUUGGCUCUUACAUGCACACCAUCCGAGAUGUACGAGUCAGCCCUGCUCUCACCUUUAAGGAGAUGUCUGGAAACUCCAAGCGUUACCUGGAGGCCAGUGGAGAGUGGGAGCUGGUGAACAUUCUGGGCGAGACCUCCAUCCUGCAGUUUGGCAUCGACGAGUGGGACAUCAUAACCUUUUGGGUGGUGAUCAAACGUCGCCCGAUUCUGUACGUGGUAAACCUCCUGAUCCCCAGCUCCUUCCUGAUGAUCAUCGACAUCUUGUCCUUUUACCUGCCUCCGCACAGUGUGGACCGCGCCUCCUUUAAGAUGACCCUCAUCUUGGGCUACACCGUCUUCCUCCUCAUCAUGAACGACCUGCUGCCCAGUACAGCUAAUGGCACACCCAUAAUAGGUAUCUACUUUUCUGUUUGUCUGGCUCUGAUGGUGAUAAGUCUGCUGGAAACUGUAAUCAUCACCAAUGUUCUCCACCACAACUCCAUGAAAUACAAGGAGGUGCCAAACUGGGUCAGAAUAGUUGUCCUCAAACAUAUCGCUCGUCUCAUCUGCUACCGCUGGCUAGAGGAUGAAGCACCUGCCACAAAACAAGAAGAAGGAAAAUCGAAUAAUCUUAACUGCACAUCGCCGCCAACUGUCACCCAAACAGAAAACAACGUGCCCGUCCCACACUCAACGAGCAAUUAUGGAGGUAACUGUGUUUCCCUCCCUGAGCUGCAGCAGAUCUGUCAGUACGUGGGGGACCUGAGAGCACACCUCCAGUCUCUGCAGAAGGAGAGCGAGCUGCAGGGCAAGUGGUGUCAUGUGGGCUACAUCCUGGACUUCCUCCUCUUCAGAAUCUACCUCCUCCUCAUCUCCUGCUACGCUAUGGUCAUCAUCUGCAUGUGGUGCAUCUGGAUAAGCCAGGAUUAG